Molecule: messenger RNA, 3285 nt
Organism: Solea senegalensis (Senegalese sole)
Lineage: Eukaryota; Metazoa; Chordata; Actinopteri; Pleuronectiformes; Soleidae
Gene: vaspb
Product: vasodilator stimulated phosphoprotein b
Exons: 14
Coding region: 498-1826 (442 amino acids)
Biological process (GO): axon guidance; positive regulation of actin filament polymerization; actin cytoskeleton organization
Molecular function (GO): profilin binding; SH3 domain binding
Source: RefSeq, a predicted model, not a curated record
CAGGCGGGUUGGGCCAGACUCUAAUGAAUUUACGCGAAUCUACCGACGGGCUGACCGACUCAGGCAGGCGGGGACGGAGCGCACCGACACAAGGCUUUAAUCUCUACUAAUGUCGCGGUGAAGCGGCACUUCAAGUGCGGGGAGAGAAGUUCUGGUUCGGCCGUGGUGCUGUUUCCCCUGGGCUCCGGCUAAUGUGGGAGAGUGAUUGGAGUUGACAAGCGCGCUCCACGACUACUGUAUGUGCCCCCCUCUUCCUCCUCCUCCACCUCCUCCUCCUCCUCUCCCGCUCCACACAACCAGGAAAUCGUCGAGGUGUGCUUCUUUAUCCCGCUGCUGCCUCUACCCCGCCUGCGGGUGUAGAUGCACUGUUUUGUCGCUGGUUUUCCCGGCUUUAUUUGUACUCAUCUGGCGUGACUUUUGAAGCCGAGCCUCCGCUCUGAAGUCACACAAACUUGCCUGCGAGGAGAGGAAGAGAGGAUCUCCACUCUGGCCGAACAAUGAGUGAGUCGAGUAUUUGCCAGGCUCGGGCCACUGUGAUGAUCUAUGAUGAUGGCAAUAAGAAGUGGAUGCCGGCAGGUGCUGGAGCCCAGACCUUCAGCAGAGUCCAGAUUUAUCACAACCCCACCACCAAUGCCUUCAGGAUAGUGGGACGUAAGAUGCAGACAGACCAGCAGGUGGUUAUAAACUGUCCGAUUGUAAGAGGUCUCAAAUACAACCAGGCCACACCCAACUUCCACCAAUGGAGAGAUGCCCGACAGGUGUGGGGGCUUAACUUUGGAAGUAAGGAGGACGCCGCUCUAUUUGCCAACGGCAUGGCUCACGCUCUGGAGGUGCUCAACUCCAUGGCAGAUGCAGGCUAUGCAACCCUCCCCCGCCCAGUGUCAAAUGGUCCGUCUCCAGAAGAGCUGGAGCAACAGCGGAGGUUGGAGCAGCAGAGGUUGGAACAGCAGGAACGGGAGCGGCAGGAGAGAGAAAGACAGGAGCGAGAACGGCAGGAAAGAGAACGACUGGAGAGAGAGAGACAAGCAGCUGCAGCCCCUGCUCCUCCACCUCCACCACCUCCACCCUUGGUCUCUGGAGGUCCCGCUCCUCCACCGGCCCCUCCUCUAGUCCCUGGUCCCCCUGGCCCCCCCUGCCCCCCUCCAGCCCCUGGGAUUCCUCCCCCUCCAGGACCACCGCCAGCCCCACCUCUACCCCCUCCAGUAGUUGAAGGUGGGGGAGGAGGAGGAGCAGCAAGUGGCGGUGGUGGAGGAGGAGGAGGAGGAGGAGGUGGAGGAGGUGGAGGUGGUGGAGGUGGCCUUGGUGGAUUGGCGGCUGCGUUAGCAGGAGCAAAACUUCGCAAAGUAUCCAAGCAGGAGGAUUCGGGCUCUACAGCUUCACUAGGCAGAGGUGACUCCACUCGCAGCAGCUCUGCUGGGGGAGGAGGGGGAGGCGGAGGAGGGGGCGGCAGUCUAAUGGGUGAGAUGAGUGCCAUCCUGGCAAGAAGGAGGAAAGCUGCAGACACUGGAGAGAAGCCAGCAGUAAAGACACAAGAUCAUGAUGAUUCAGAGUCUCAAGGUCAAAGCGACACACUGAGAAGACCUUGGGAAAAAUCGUCCAUGGCCAGGAAUAACUCCAUCCCCAAGAACAUGGACUCCACUUCCUCAGUGUCCCAAAGUUUCAGGGCGAAGCCUGCAGGCAACAGUAAUGAUGCGGGUGGAGUGGAUGACUCAGAUUUAGAGAAGAUGAAACAGGAGAUCCUUGAGGAGGUGCGGAAGGAAUUACAAAAAGUCAAGGAGGAAAUUAUUGGAGCCUUUAUUCAGGAGCUGCAAAAGAGAAGCACAUAGUUCCACUGAGCGUCAGGUGUAACGGAGGGCUGCGAUAGAUGGAGGUGGUUGAAGCCUGCUGGGCACUCUCCUCCACUGCCCCCCCCUCCCAUGUAGCCCAGGGAUUUUUUCUUUUUUCACCUAGACAUUUUCUCUUCUCUUCUCUCUCUCUCUCUCUCACACGUGGGCAUAAUUGCUGAUGUGUAGAACAUGCAUAUACACUUCAUGUAAAUGGUAAUCCAGGGAACUUCCUAAUGUUGCCAACCGGCACUUUUGAUGAUCACUCAGAUAUCGCAGCGGUGAUGCUGUCUGUCCCAUAACUCCUCUUUAUUCAACCGUCCCUUGUGUCCUGUAUGUGCUCUACUCAUCUGAAGCAACGCAGAGCAUGUGGCUGCAGCCACUUUCUCUUCCCGUUCAUCAUUGCCUACACUCAUCAUUGCCCUCCUUUUCUGCAGAAAUCCUGCGACUUGUGUCUUCACCCCUCUAUCAGACAAAACAUUUACUGAUAGAACAGUCUUCAGUAUUCAGGGACAAGUUACUAAUCACAUUUUUUUUUUACUGUAAGUGCAAAAUGCUGACAUUCUGAGAUCACUUUUUUUUCUCUUGUGCUCGUUUGGCCAAAUUAUUGUUCAACCUCAAACACUGCAACAGUUAUUUCUGCUUAGACAUCCUCUAGCAGUACACUGCCUCCCAUGGUGGUUAGAGGUGGAGUAAACGACCACAAUCGAGGAUGGACCAAACACCCCACCUCCCUGACUACUGCAGUGACUCUCCAUCAAGUGGACUUGAAGCUCCUGGCAGUGGUUAAGAACUAAAAACAGCAUACUUCACUGCUGCAACGCAGACAAGUUUAGAGGAAGAGGAGACGAGCCUAGGGGAAAAGACGGACAACCUGAGUGCUGUGAAAGAGGAGUGUGUUGUAGUUUUAUGAUGUGUGAGAAAUGUAUUCUCUUUGCAUUGCACUUGUUCCAGAGGAAGUGUGCCUGCGUGCCACACUGCUUUGACAGACUAUUCCCUCUUACUCAAAAAUGAAAUAUUAUUUGUUAGCCAGUGUGGUGCUGCUGCUACACUGUGCUUCCACUAGUCAUUUUCUGCAUUCUAGCUAUUUCAAACUUUGAAACAUAAAAUAUGGCCAUGAUGAGGUCAAUUAAUUUGGCCAUGACCAACUGCCUUGAGAAUAAAUAUAUAUAGAUAAAUAUAUAUAUAUAAGGAAAAAUAUAUAUUUGUUUUGAGGGAAAAUGUUAGCAAAAAUGAAAUGGUGUUUCUAUUUUAAUUGAAGUAACUGGUGACUGGGGAUUUGUUUUGUUUUUUUCCUUUUUCUUUUUUCAAUGAUUGUUUUCUUAUGAAAUGUUAUUUUGGGUUGACUUUCUUUUUUCUAAUAGAGUCUAGGCUUUUUACACUGAAAUAUUAAGAAAACAGCUUAGAGACACUGGAUUAGAAAUGCCUUUAUAGUCGAAUACAGCUGCUUCUUGAAAAUGCA